AUGACUAUAUCAUUAAGUGAAAAAAUUAACAAAAUUGUUAGCAAAAGACAAAAAAGACAAAGUCUUCAAGAUAUAGAUAUUGAGAAUGAUAAUGAUUUAGAUAGACUUAAUAAUUACAAUAAUGAUGAAAAUGACGAAGAUGAAAAUGAAGAUGAAGAGAAUGAGAAAGAAAAUGAAAAAUUAAAAAAAGCACAUUAUGUUGAUGUUAGUGAAUCUAAACUCAGAAAACAACUGAAAAAACAACAAUUAGAAUUGGAUCCCAAAUAUGGUGGUAGUAUUGGUUCCAGAAAGGAUUUAUUCCAAGAAAAUAGUACCAAUUACUCCGAAGACGAAAAUAGUAGAAAUGAAAGUGAUAAUGGCAAUGAAGUAGACGAAAGCAAGGAAAAUGAAUCAGACGCAUUAUCAUUUAGAACUGAUUCAGAGGACGAAAUAAUUCAAGAAGAAGAAUAUGGAGGGGAAGACAACGAAGAAGAAGAAAAUGAAGAAAAUAAUGAUAAUGAUGAAAGAGAAACAAAACUUUCUAAAAUCAUUAAUAAAGAAACACGUACAGCAAUGAAUAACCUUUCUCAGUUAACUAAAAUUGAUGCACACAAAGGUCAUUCUAUAUUAAAACAAACAAAAUUUUUUGAAAAUAUUGUUGACUUAAGAAUCAAAUUACAAAAAUUAUUGAAUUCCAUUAAUCAAUUACCAUUGACUGCUAAAUCAUGGACUCAUAUUAAUGAUAAUGAUACUUCCUCCCUUCUUGAAAGGAACAAUAAAUUGUUAUUGAAAAUUUUUGAAAAGUUAUUUAACUUAAGAUUGAAAUUCCAAUUGGAUGAUAAUAUUACUGUGAAAUCAUCGGAGUUAAGUGGUUUCGAUAAGAACAAGAAGAAAAGAUCUUAUGAUGAAUUGCUAAAUCAUACAGAUAAACUUGAGAAUGAUUUGCGUAAGUAUAGAAACACAGUAUUAAAUAAAUGGUCCGCAAAAAUCCAAAUGGCAUCAGGCUUACAACAAUUAAAUUCGACAAAAUUCAAUGCAAUUAACCAACCUGCGAACGUUCAGGUGGAGAAUCAACUUGCAGACAAAGAUAGAUUAAUCAAAAGGACUAGAUUAAAUAGAACUAAUGUAGUACCAUUUAAUUUUGAGAGUGAUUAUAAAGAAGGACAAUUGUCUCUUUUAAGCAACAAUAAUUCAGUAAAUAAUAAAGGAAACCAGGACAUUGAGUCAGAGGAAGAAUUAGAUAUACCUAAAAAUUACGAUCCAAGAGAAAAGGGUAAUUUAUUAGGUCUAGAUUUAACAGAAAAUCCAUAUAUUUUCAAUGAUGAAGAUUUCUACCGCUUAUUAUUAAAUGAUUUAUUAGAUAAAAAAUUACAUGAUACAACUAAUAAUAAUGGGAUUGGAGCCAAUGGUACUGAGAUUAUGAUCACUUCAACCAUAUCAAAUAGUCGUGACAAUAAAAUUAAAAAAAAUAUUGACACAAAAGCAUCAAAGGGUAGAAAAUUAAAUUAUUCUAUUCAAGAACCAAUUGCUCAUUUUGAAACACCAAUUAAUAACGGGUACCAUUGGCCAGAUGAACAAAUAGAUGAGUUUUUUGCUGGCUUGUUAGGACAAAAGAUUGAUUUCAAUGAAUCUGAUAGUGGUGAAUCGGAUAAUGAUCAUAUUGACGAAGAACGUAAGAAUGAAGAACUUGCUAUCAAGAAUGACGAUAUUCAAAUCUUUGGUUAA
Arxiozyma heterogenica is the source of this 1704-nucleotide messenger RNA. It is a transcript of the gene BFR2, whose product is annotated as rRNA-processing protein BFR2. The record is from RefSeq and is a predicted model, not a curated record. Gene Ontology annotation, biological process: maturation of SSU-rRNA from tricistronic rRNA transcript (SSU-rRNA, 5.8S rRNA, LSU-rRNA). Gene Ontology annotation, cellular component: nucleolus; nucleus. The transcript has a single exon. Bases 1 to 1704 code for a protein of 567 amino acids. NCBI's taxonomy places the organism in Eukaryota, Fungi, Ascomycota, Saccharomycetes, Saccharomycetales, Saccharomycetaceae.